UUGUGACACAGCACACUCAAUUCUUAUGACGAGUUGCUGCAUUACCACUCCCAGAUCUGCUCUGUUAUUAUUAUUGUUCCCAUAUUAAAGGGGAUUAUUAUCUGCUAGGCCGAUUUUCGACGGCUGAAAGACCGUCGGUCGGUAACUGUCGCCCCAGGUGAUUCCUCGGUCCCUCGCCUGACCGCACCAGACCCCCCCAAUCAUCCGAACGACAGCACCCUUGUUGGUUCCGAAGACUGUCGAUUAUCUAUCAAACUAUUAUUACCUUCAUGUUUAUAUCCGUAUAGCGAUCUUUACACAGCCAUAGGUCUUAUAUUAUCGCCAUGAAGAUCUCGAAAGCUCUUGCGCUUAGCGCAACGGCUUCCACCGGAGUGUGGGCCUAUGCUAUCCCGCAACAGGACGUGAUGAGGAAUCCGCAUAUCCAUCACGAGCAGGAAAAGUUCUUAAUUGAGCUGGCACCUUAUGAGACACGAUGGGUUACGGAAGAAGAGAAAUGGGCUUUGAAAUUGGAUGGCGUGAAUUUCAUCGAUGUUACGGAGGAGCGAAACACCGGCUUUUAUCCAACCCUGAACGCCGGUAGCUAUGUUCAUUAUCCCCAUCAGAUGCAGCAUAAGGGCGAUGUGCUAUCGCUCAUUCAAGGGCUCGAGAAGAAGAACAUGGAGGACCACUUGGAGGUGUUCACUUCUUUUCAUACUCGGUACUAUAAAUCAAAGACCGGCAUUGAGUCAGCAACAUGGCUGUUCAAGCAGGUUCAGGACGUUAUCACGCAGUCAGAGGCAGCGGACUAUGGCGCUACUGUCGAGGAGUUUUCUCACCCGUGGGGACAAUUCAGUAUAAUUGCUCGAAUUCCCGGUCAAUCCAACAAGACAGUUGUUUUGGGUGCUCAUCAGGAUAGCAUCAACCUCUUUCUUCCCUCUAUCCUGGCUGCUCCCGGUGCUGAUGACGAUGGAAGUGGGACUGUCACUAUCCUUGAGGCUUUGCGUGGUCUGCUGCAGUCAGAAACCAUUGCCCACGGAGAGGCAGCAAAUACCAUCGAAUUCCAUUGGUAUUCGGCUGAGGAAGGCGGCAUGCUUGGCUCCCAGGCUGUCUUUUCACAGUAUAAGAAAGACAAACGGGAUAUCAAGGCUAUGAUCCAGCAAGACAUGACAGGUUACACUCAGGGUUCCCUUGAUGCUGGCCUUGAGGAAGCAAUUGGAGUCAUGACCGACUACGUGGACGCAGAACUUACAACAUUCGUCAAAGAUAUUAUUACCACGUAUUGCGAUAUACCAUAUGUUGAUACCCGAUGCGGCUACGCUUGCUCUGACCACACCUCUGCGAGCAAAUAUGGAUACCCAGCGGCCAUGGCCACAGAGUCCAAGAUGGAGAACAGCAACAAGCAUAUCCACACCACUGAUGACACCAUCAAGUACCUGAGCUUCGAUCACAUGCUAGAGCAUGCAAAGCUCACACUUGGCUUUGCUUAUGAACUAGCCUUUGCUCCAUUUUGAUGUUCUAAUGCCCCAAUGUUGAAUUAACGACUGCAGCCGUGGCUGAGAUGCCUUGAUGUACUUUAUGAUACAUGGAGACCUGUGGUAUUUUUUAAUGUGUGAACAAUUGGCGUAGCCGGUUUUUGUUCCUCCACCGGAACUCAUACUCUUGAAUAGGAUUUAGAAUGAACACCCCAUAGCCUCUUCCCAAGUUUAACAACUUUCUUUUCAGCAUUUGUAAUUUAGUUAGCCGACGAUAGAUAUAAAGAUCAGGAA
This is a messenger RNA of Aspergillus ochraceoroseus IBT 24754, 1745 nucleotides long. It is a transcript of the gene lap1, whose product is annotated as putative aminopeptidase. The transcript is spliced from 3 exons. NCBI's taxonomy places the organism in Eukaryota, Fungi, Ascomycota, Eurotiomycetes, Eurotiales, Aspergillaceae. Gene Ontology annotation, biological process: proteolysis. Bases 324 to 1490 code for a protein of 388 amino acids. Gene Ontology annotation, molecular function: metalloexopeptidase activity. The record is from RefSeq and is a predicted model, not a curated record.